GUGCGUGAAUUGGCAUGCAAUUGUGUGAGUUUCCAACAAGAGUGCAAGAAGCAAUGAAUUUCAUAAGACGCAAAAGUGAUAAAAAUUAUCAGUUUUCGUGCUCAAGUCGAGUCCCAGUGAUUAGUUUCUGUUAGAUUUCGCGUGACGUCACAUCGUAUGAUUCAAUCCGCGGCUGUGAUUGGUUGAAAAAGAUCAGAAGCUGAAUUUCACGUAAACACGCCACGAGAGCCCCGUGUGUACGAUGGACGAUCCCGGAGACUGGAUGAACUUCGGGAAGAUGGACAUGGAUAUUGAUACCUUCCGGACGGAUGGAUUUGACUUCAGUCAGAUCUCGGAUGAAGAUCUCCUGCAGAUGACCGACAUUCCGAACUUUGAGAACUUGGAGCUGCCGGAUAAUGAGGACUUUGGUACACUGUCCCCGCAUAGUGUUCGCUCUGUGGGCUCCCCAAUGAGUCAAAUCUCCAGCAUUGGGGAUGCAGACCUCAAAGACUCCCCAUCGCCAAUUUCCGCCACUCAGACAGUCACCACGAGUCCUCCACAGCCGUCCCCGCAGCCUGUCUACAGUACUCUGAUCCCCACGGAUUCUGUUCUCGCGUCAAACUUCUCCCCGGUUCCGGCAACAACGGCCACAGCCAAUGUGAGCCCCAUGAUUGUGACAAAAGUCGCCCCAGUGCAGCAAAUGUUCGUCAAUUCAACCCCCCAGAAUACCCUAAUCCUGGCCAAGAAGCUCGUGAAGCAGUCUGAGCCAGCAAAACCCAAAGUUAUGCAGCAAGUGUCCCAAGUUCUCACCCUGCAGAGUGUUGCGGUGUCCGAUAAGCCUUCAGUACUCCUCCAGACAAACCCCAGUGUGGUGUACUCGACAACUGGGACUCCUGGAACCCUUGUUCAGGGCACCUUGUUGGCAACUGGAAUCCCUGUGAUGCUGGACAGUGAGAAUAAGAUUCCCAUCUCGAGGUGGUCAACAGGGAAGCCAAAGGAGGGCAAACGUAGUGCCCACAAUGCGAUUGAGAAGAAGUACAGACGAAGCAUUAAUGAUCGCAUUGAGGAGCUGAAAACAAUGAUGGUGGGUGAGAAUGCAAAGCUCAACAAGUCAGCUGUGCUGCGAAAGGCAGUUGAGACAAUUCGUGAUAUGCGCAGGCAGAAUGAGAAGCUAAAAGCUGAGAAUUUCAUGCUGCGCUCAGCUGCAAAGGAUGCCAAAUCCCUCAAAGGGUUGCUCCUGAGUGGGCAGCCACAGAAAGAGGAGUACAUAACGCGUUCUGCUUCACUGAUGACACCCCCACGAAGCGAUGAAUCCAACCAUUCAAUGUCCCCGUCGCCAUCGGAAGUUUCCGGGCCCCCGUCGCCGUAUGAUGAGCACAUCAAGGAGGAACCGGCUGAGGAGUCAGAGAUCAUUCGAUCCGUUAAACGUGGCAUGACGGCAAAUUCACGCAUUAUGCUCUGCAUGGUUAUGUUUGCAGUUCUCGCGGUGAAUCCCUUCAAGCACGUUCUCUCCCGGACUUCGGGAUCUGAAAGUUUCUUCGGAGAUGACUCAGCUUCCUCAAGGAGAAUUCUUUCCACGGAUGACUACGCAGACUCCCCACUCUCAUGGAAUUCUUUCGGAGGAUCUUUCCUUCUUUGGUUCGUCAAUGUCAUCAUAGCAUGGUUCUGCUUGAUAAAGAUGCUCGUCUAUGGGGAUCCUGUCCUCAAUAGCAAGUCUAAAGUUGCUUCAGAGUUUCUUCGUCACAAAAAAUCCGCAGAUACACAGUUCAAGGCAGGAAAUGCAGUAGAAGCGUAUGAGGAGUAUAAGGAAUGUUUGCAGAUAUUUGGUUUAUCCCUCCCAACGUCAAGACUUGAAUGCUUCAUGGCUAACUCAUGGCAGUACAUUAGGACCCUGCUGCAUCGAUUGUGGAUCGGACGGUGGCUUAGCAGGAAGGCUGGAGGACUUUUCUGUCCACCUCAAGUUCGAACGGAAGCUCUGACAUCAGCCAGGGAGAUUGCUCUGAUCUAUCACAGGCUAAACCAACUACAUUUGGCAACUGAUAUGAAGGAUCCUCAUGGACUCCUUCUUUCCCUCUGCUCUGUCAACAUGGCUGAUGCUGCUUCACAAAUUAUGCCUCCGGAUGAAUUGAUGGAGAUCUACUUAACAGCUGCAUUACGCGUUAAGCAAACCUACCCGAGAUUCCUUAAAUUCUUUUCACGCUACUACGUGAGUAAGGCCAAAGCAGAACGUCUGGCUGUUUGUGGGAAUGUCCCGGCUAAGCUUACGUGGCAAUUCACGACCUACGGCUAUCGGUACUUUGUGAAUCACGUUUUUCACUUUGGCGCAUCAGGACUAAGUGAAGAAUUCAGUCAGUUGGAAUGCAAAUGUGACCCGUUGGCCUUUGCAACGCGUGAAUAUCGUGAGCAUUUGCUGAAGAGGGCACUUCAGUGUCUUGUUGGAUGUGGUAGUGGUGGAACGACGGGAUCAAAGGCUGCAGCUGACAAGCAAACAACGCUCGUUACAUCAGUGGCAGGAACACAAAUUUCUGACGUUUUGUGCUACACGCAACUCCUUAUUGAUACCCUUAAGGGGCAUGGGAGUGAAGAUCCCCUGGGACGUGUUGAAAUCCUCGAAAGGGAUUCCGUGACAAAUUGGUGGUGUAGUCUGAUCAGUGUUGCUGCUUUCUGGCUUCUUGGGGAGGAUGAGAAGGCAAAGGAUAUCUAUGCACGUGUUGAUGUUCUCCCGAAAGUUCUUCAGGAUGCUACGGAUGAGCUUCCUCUGGCUCUUUUAGCAGCCUUCACGGCCAAAAAGAGACUUUUGGAUGAGAAGGUUAACUUCUCUGAUGUCUUCAAUGAGUUGUUGAGUGGAAGUCAACAUCUGCGGACGAGUUUGAACUUCAAUAAAUGCAGCUCAGCGAGGGAACCAAAACUGCUUGUUCAGCUUCUCGUUUGCGAUUGGUUGUUGGAGUCUCGUACAGCUCUGUGGGAAUUGAGUGUGAAGACCGUUCCGAAUUACACGCCAGUCUGUGACAUUACUGUUCGUCAUUUUCAAGAAGAUCUGGACUUGCUGCGUCUCAUAACAGACGGCAUACCGACUUGCGUGCUGUUGCAGAAUGUCCAGCAGAGGGUCUACCUGUACGAAGCGGUGUACAGAUUAAUGGCCGGUGCGUCUCCGGGGAGGACUCAGGAGCUCCUUGAUAGGACUCUGCGUCAUCGAGCGGUGAAGCCGUCAAUAAUCUGCGGUAAGGAUCGGAGUCAGCAGCAAUGGGAGAGUGGGGAGAGGCAGAAAGCAGCAGCGCUCUACGUUGCCUGCAAGUACCUCCCGGCGCCGCUUCUGUCCACUCCGGGAGAACGAGCGGGAAUGCUGGCGGAAGCAGUCAAGAGUCUGGAGAAGGUGGGAGACAAGAAGCGUCUGCAGGAUUGCUACAACCUCAUGAAAUCCCUCGGAAGUGGCACAGUUACAAAUUAAAGAAGAAAAAAAACUUUCUGCACUUUCCAGUUUGUGUUUUUUUUUAUUUUUUGUUUCUUUCACAUCAUUUUCAUUGUACAAAAUCCUUUUUUUUUUAAUUUUCAUUUAAUCACAUUUUUUUGAGACUUUAAGAAGUAUUUCAUUGCGUUAAAUAUAAACCUUUUUGGGAAGCUUUAAGUAAAUAAAAAAAAACUUUUUGUACUUUAUGUGGUAAAAAAAACUUUCUGAUGGACUCAGAAUUUAAAUAUUAGAAUAGAUUCUUUAGUUUUUAAGGAAUAUUUAGUAAGAGAUUUGUAGUGAAAGUUUUUUGCAAAAAAAAAUAAAAUUUGCGUUAAUUAUUUAAUUUCGUCACAAAGACACUAAAAGAAAUUUGCAAAAAAAUAUUUAAAAAUAAAACUAUUUUCCCACGUAAUAAUUAUAAUAAUAAACCUCAUAAAAAGAGGGAAUAGUGUUGUGUUUAUUAAGGAAUAAUAAAGGAUAAAAAUGUUUAAUCUCGAA
Molecule: messenger RNA, 3925 nt
Organism: Lutzomyia longipalpis
Lineage: Eukaryota; Metazoa; Arthropoda; Insecta; Diptera; Psychodidae
Gene: SREBP
Product: sterol regulatory element-binding protein 1
Exons: 8
Coding region: 242-3427 (1061 amino acids)
Biological process (GO): regulation of transcription by RNA polymerase II
Cellular component (GO): nucleus
Molecular function (GO): DNA-binding transcription factor activity, RNA polymerase II-specific; protein dimerization activity; RNA polymerase II cis-regulatory region sequence-specific DNA binding
Source: RefSeq, a predicted model, not a curated record